CAGCUGCUCGACGAGGAAGCGAUUUGGCGCAAGCUGUUGUUCACUUCAGUCUGCUGCAGAAGACAGAAGGACACUGAGGGAAAGACAUCACUUUUGGACACUGCAGUGUGACUUGCAACGGAUUAUUCAGCUUUUAAACACAGGUCAAAACAUCAAAAUGCCCAGCACGCGCUCUCAGGGCCGCCCUCAGCCCACGCUGGAGUUCCCUCGUCGCAAAUCCUGCAGAGCUGCGGCAAAGUCAAAGACACCGCUGCCCCAGAAGUCCCCAAUCUCUUCACCAACCAAGCCAGAGCCUCAGAGCGUUUCCUCAGCGCUGACACAGAUCGGACCGCUCUCCCCAAGACAUGCCCGCGACCAGUCCGUCACCCUGUUGCCCAGGCGACCACCGCCCUACUCCCCUGGCGUUGAACCACGUCUUCCCCUCAGCCCCCGGAAACGCACAGGCGAUGAUAACAGCUGUAACCUCGGCACCGCCCUGCUGGGUUCACCGCCAAAGCAGAGCAAGCAGAUCCUGGCUUCACCGCGUAAGCUGGGCUUUGACGAGAACUCGCCGGUUUUAGCCCGCUGCCAGCUGGUGCCGUCCUCGCCACGACAGCCUCUCUCUCCCACCACAGCACUGUCCCCAAAACGACAGGAAACGCCUGCUGGAAGUCCCGCUCACCUAAACAAGAGGCCGCCGGUCGUCCGGCUGUUUGCAGAAAAGUCGAGCUUUCACAGUGUGAAGCAAGCUCUCCACACCGCCGUCCCAGAGCGGCUGCUGUCCAGGGAGGCAGAGAGGACGUCCAUCCGCUCUUUUCUGGAGGAGAAGGUGCUGCAGCGUCUCCCCGGUAGCCUCUACAUCUCUGGAGCCCCUGGAACCGGAAAGACGGCCUGUCUCAACUGUGUCCUGCAGGACAUGAAGGCUGAGCUGUCGUCAGUGCAGAUGGUGGUUGUGAACUGUAUGAGUCUGAGGAGCUCCCACUCCAUAUUCCCACUACUGGCCAACAAGCUGAAAGCAUCUGGCGGGCAGAGCAGCCUGCAGAAGCUCCUCACGGCCCCGGGGCCCUCAGUGCUUCUUGUCCUUGACGAGAUGGAUCAGCUGGAUAGUAAAGCUCAGGACGUCCUCUACACCAUCUUUGAAUGGCCAUACCUGCCCAAGUCUCGCCUCUGUCUCAUUGGUAUUGCCAAUGCUCUGGAUUUGACAGAUCGUAUCCUGCCCAGGCUCCAGGCUCGACCUCACUGUCGCCCUCAACUGUUGCACUUCCCUCCCUACAGCCGCCAGGAGCUCGUUGCCAUCGUCCAGGACAGACUCGCGCAGGCGUCUGCUGAUGGAAUCCUUGACGCCUCUGCGGUUCAGUUCUGUGCCAGAAAAGUGUCUGCAGUGUCUGGAGAUGCCAGGAAGGCUUUGGACAUCUGCAGGAGAGCGGUUGAGGUCGUUGAGUCUGACGAGAGAAAGAAAUCUGGAUCAGAGGCAGAAACCAAAGUGUCUCGAGUCAGCCUCCCUCAGGUUGCACGGGUGCUGUCAGAGGUGUACGGCGACCGGAUGGCGUCUCAGAGCAGCGGCUCAGAGGGAGAGAGCUUCCCCCUGCAGCAGAAACUGCUCGUCUGCUGCCUCCUGCUGCUCAUUCGCAACGGAAAAAGCAAAGAGGUCGUCCUCGGGAAGCUCCAUGAGCUUUACAGCAGACUGUGUGCUCAGCGGCAGGUGUCGGCGGUCGGUCAGGGCGAGUGUUUGUCGCUCUGCGCUCUGCUGGAGAGUCGAGGAAUUUUCGCUCUGAAGAAAGCCAAAGAGGCUCGUCUCACCAAGGUGUUUCUGAAGAUCGAGGAGAAAGAUGUUGAAAAUGCCCUGAAGGAUCGGACGCUGCUUGGCAGUAUCCUGGCUGCAGGACUCCCUUCACGAUAACUCUUAGAUUUGUAUUUAUUUUUUUAAAAAAUAACUCUGAAUCAAGGUUUUUCAGUUUUAUGAACUUUUUAAAUUCUCAUUUUUGCUGAGAAUUAGUACUUUUUUUAAUAUGGAUAUAAAUAUUUUUGCUUUACCUGGUGUUCACACAAAGCUGUGACACCAGCAUUGAAAUGUGAUGGCAUUUGUUUCAGCUGACAUUUGAAACAUUUUUUCUGUGCUGUAAAUAAACAAAUGUACACACAUUUAAA
This is a messenger RNA of Solea solea (common sole), 2127 nucleotides long. It is a transcript of the gene cdc6, whose product is annotated as cell division cycle 6 homolog (S. cerevisiae). Gene Ontology annotation, molecular function: ATP hydrolysis activity; DNA replication origin binding; ATP binding. The record is from RefSeq and is a predicted model, not a curated record. The coding region runs from base 158 to 1879 and encodes 573 amino acids. Gene Ontology annotation, cellular component: nucleus. Gene Ontology annotation, biological process: DNA replication initiation; cell division; mitotic DNA replication checkpoint signaling. NCBI's taxonomy places the organism in Eukaryota, Metazoa, Chordata, Actinopteri, Pleuronectiformes, Soleidae. The transcript is spliced from 12 exons.